GAAACCCCUUACAGACGUGGGCGUGCCUCCAAGAAUGAAGAUAUUCAGAUAUUGCUUUAAACACACUCUCCAGCAGAAACUCUUCAUCCUCCUCUUAACCCUAUGGCUGUUCUCCUUGUUAAAGCUUCUAAAUGUGGACAGACUCCUCUUCCCUCAGAGAGACAUUUACCUGGUCGAAUACUCCCUAAGUACCUCCCCAUUUGUAAGGAACAGGUUUCCUGAGACAGAGGAUGCAGCCAGGGAUGAAGUUAACUGCUCAGGGGUCUACGAGCACGAGCCUUUGGAAAUCGGCAAGAGUCUGGAAAUCAGAAGGCGGAAAAUCAUCGACUUGGAGGACAGUGAUGUCGUGGCGAUGACAAGUGACUGUGACGUCUAUCAGACCCUAAGACAGUACCACGAGAAGCUGGUUUCUAGAGAGGAGGAGGACUUCCCCAUAGCCUACUCCCUGGUCGUCCACAAAGACGCCAUCAUGGUUGAGCGGCUAAUCCGUGCUAUUUACAACCGGCACAACCUUUACUGUAUCCAUUACGACCUGAAGUCACCAGACUCGUUCAAAGCUGCCAUGAACAACCUAGCUAAGUGCUUCUCCAACAUCUUCAUCGCUUCCAAAUUAGAGGCUGUGGAGUACGCUCACAUUUCCCGGCUCCAAGCUGACUGGAAUUGCUUAUCAGAUCUUCUCAAGUCUUCCGUUCAGUGGAAGUAUGUCAUCAACCUAUGUGGGCAAGACUUUCCCCUAAAGUCAAAUUUUGAAUUAGUGACAGAGCUGAAAAAACUCCAAGGAAGGAAUAUGUUAGAGACAGUGAGGCCUCCCAGCAGUAAGAUGGAGAGGUUCACCUAUCACCAUGAGCUCAGACAGGUGCCUUAUGAAUAUAUGAAGCUGCCGAUAAAGACAAACAUCUCCAAGGGGGCACCCCCUCAUAACAUUGAGGUCUUUGUAGGCAGUGCCUAUUUUGUUUUAAGUCAAGCAUUUGUUAAAUAUAUUUUCAACAGCUCCCUCGUUGAAGACUUUUUUGCCUGGUCUAAAGAUACAUACUCUCCUGAUGAACACUUUUGGGCCACCUUAAUCAGGAUACCAGGAAUCCCAGGAGGAGUUUCCAGGUCAUCCCAGGACGUGUCUGACCUGCAGAGUAAGACCCGCCUGGUCAAAUGGAGUUACUACGAAGGUCUUUUUUACCCCAACUGCACUGGCUCUCACCUUCGAAGUGUGUGCAUUUAUGGAGCUGCAGAAUUACGGUGGCUCAUCAAGGAAGGGCACUGGUUUGCUAAUAAGUUUGAUUCUAAAGUAGACCCUGUCUUGAUUAAAUGUCUGGCAGAAAAGCUUGAAGAACAACAGAGAAAGUUGAUUGCUUUCUCUUCAGAGAAGUUCAUUACAAAGGGAAACCCCAAAGCCACACAUCUUAAGAUGACUAGGGGCCUGAGGGUAUCUGUUACAAAGAGUUAA
Molecule: messenger RNA, 1441 nt
Organism: Arvicanthis niloticus (Nile rat)
Lineage: Eukaryota; Metazoa; Chordata; Mammalia; Rodentia; Muridae
Source: RefSeq, a predicted model, not a curated record